This is a messenger RNA of Lactuca sativa (garden lettuce), 1581 nucleotides long. RefSeq lists its product as uncharacterized. Gene Ontology annotation, molecular function: double-stranded DNA binding. The record is from RefSeq and is a predicted model, not a curated record. Lineage: Eukaryota; Viridiplantae; Streptophyta; Magnoliopsida; Asterales; Asteraceae. Gene Ontology annotation, biological process: regulation of DNA-templated transcription.
GGAUUAUAUUGUCCGGUCGCCGUUCCGAUGUCAUUAUAUUGUGACUGAGACAUCUUUACGGGCUUUGCCCUUCUUUUUGGGGCUCAGUCUCGACGAAUGUUUUCUGUUCGCAGCAGCCAUGGCCAACUUUCCAAGGCAUUUCUCGUCAAUUCAUCUUCCUAUUUCCUCAAUCUCCUUCACUGCUCAACAACAACAACCUCUCCAUCCACCGAUCUUCAACCGCAUUUCAUGGUGGAUUACCUCAUCGAUUCCCUCGGAUUCACCAAACAAGAAGCAAUCUCCGCCUCUACAAAGGUACGCCACUUAAAGUCCACCCAAAACUCCCAAUCCGUCAUCGAGUUCCUUAGAAACUACAAUUUAUCCGAAACUGACAUCAAAUCCGUAGUUCUCUCUCAUCCCCAAAUUCUAUUACGGAAAGUUGAUAAAACCCUAGAACCCAAAUUUAAGAUUCUUUUUGAAAUCGGGUUUUCGGGACCGGAUCUGGUAGCUGUCAUUAAAAAGGAUCCGAAUCUUUUAGUUAGAGGUUUACAUACAUCUAUCAUACCGGCUAUCAAUCUUUUAAGAAGAAUUUUGGGCAGUAAAGAAAAAAUUGUUAAAGCUAUAAAACGAUCACAUUGGCCUUUCUAUGGGAAGUUCUUCAGAAGCAAUGUGGUAUUACUGGAAAAACACGGUGUUUCCAUCAAGGACAUCGAGAGGGUUAUAAUUAGGAACCCUAGAUUGGUUACUCAGAGCCCUGUGAGGGUAGAAGCGAAACUGCUUGAAGUGGAAAGGGAGUUUGGGAUUACCCCACGUUCAAAGAUGUUUUCUUAUGGGCUUUCUGCUGUUUGUUCCAUGAAUCAGUUGAAUUUGCAGAAGAAGUUUGAGGUGUUUAAGAGUUUCGGGUGGUGUGAUUCAGAUAUCUGUAUCAUUGCUAAGAGUCAACCGAUUUGUUUUACACAUUCUGAGGAGAGAUUAAGUAAAGGGUUGGAUUUCUUCAUGAAAGAACUUGGUUACACACCUUCAUGGUUGGCCACUCGUGGUAGUCUUUUGAUGUAUAGUUUGGAGAAAAGGGUGAAACCGAGGUACCAAGUGUAUAUGGUUUUGAAAGAGAAAGGGGUGAACAAGGAGUUUCAUUCCAUGUUGUGCUUAUCUAAUGUAGAUUUUGUGAAGCAGGUUGUGGAGCGUCAUAAGGAAGAGAUCCCUGAUCAUAUGUAUGACACUUUUACCAAAUUCUUGAAUCCAUAGUAGAAGAGAUCUUAUUUUUGAAUCUUACAGCUUCAGGUUAACUAAGGAAAAUUAUUUUAGAAAAGCUGCAAUAAGCUUAUAAUGGAGGUUUCCUUCACAAUUGUUUACCAUUUUGUGUACCUUAGAGUUCAUUGAUGAGAUUGGGGAUAAAUGGGUUUAGCUUAUGUUUUUCACAUUAGCAUACUGUAAUUGUUGAUGAUAAACUCGAGAUUUAAAUCGAGUUAUGUCUUGUAAAAAUGGUGGAAUGUUUCUUUGAUAAUAUUGUUGAUGGGAACAUCAAUAUUCGGAUAUAGAUGACUAAUAGUUCAUCUAAUACUGUACGUAAUUUAAAUAUAUAUCAUCUCAUCGAAUUGAUCA